Diatraea saccharalis (sugarcane borer) is the source of this 1825-nucleotide messenger RNA. Lineage: Eukaryota; Metazoa; Arthropoda; Insecta; Lepidoptera; Crambidae. The record is from the annotation of a GenBank genome assembly.
UGAAUUAACAUUAACAAAGCUUCAUAAAGGUCUAAAUAAUAUUUUGUUUUUCAAAUUAUAUAUUUCUUAAUUGAAGCAUGUGAUCUUGAUUUGUUUUCUGUUGCUGUACCAAAAUAAAAUAAUAAAUAAAAAAUGUUGCUUUUUAAUGAGAUUUAACGUUCGUAAUAACACAUCAGAACUUAUUCAACUCACAUCGUGAUGUCCUAAACAGGAAAAGGAGCGUGCCAAAGACCUUAUCGCAGCGGGGAAACAAUGUGAAGCGAUGGCCACCGAGCUGUUGGCAUUGGCCGCGGGUGCCGACUCGGCCGGACACAUUCUCACCGCUACAGAUAACAGAAACAUUGAAUUCUUAGACGUCCUCAUAGAGAACGAACAGAAAGAAGUCAUAGCUCACACAGUCGUCCAGAGAUAUCUUCAGGAACUCUGGCGCGGCAGCCUCAAGUGGAGUGGCAUCAAAAUUAUGUUCCUUUUUUUCACAUUUAUAAUUUGUCCACCCGUUUGGAUGGUGUUCUCUCUUCCAUUAGGGCAUAAAUUUAAUAAGAUACCAAUAAUUAAGUUCAUGUCUUAUCUUACCGCCCACAUUUACCUUAUGAUUCUUCUAUCCCUCGUCGCAAUCACGCCUAUUUAUAAUUCUAUUUUUAGGGAUAGUCUAGUACCAAAAUGGUAUGAAUGGAUGCUCCUCAUAUCUUUGAGUGGUCUAUUACUAUUCGAACUUACAAAUCCAAGUGAUAAAUCAGGUUUAGGGUGGAUAAAAAUAGCAGUGCUGUUAUUUGGUAUGAUAGGGGUAGCGGUUCACGUAGCAGGGUGGAUAUUUGUACAACCCAAAUACUGGCCUACGUUGAUGUACUGCAGAAAUCAAUGCUUCGCGCUAUCUUUUUUACUAGCAUGCGUACAAAUUUUAGACUUUUUAUCUUUCCACCAUCUGUUCGGCCCAUGGGCGAUAAUUAUUGGAGAUCUGAUGAAAGACUUGGGAAGGUUUCUGGCAGUGUUAGCCAUAUUCGUAUUCGGAUUUUCAAUGCACAUAGUGGCCUUGAAUCAGCCAUUUAGAAAUAUAACUAAGGCGGAAGACAAUAAGUAUGCGAGACAACAAAGAAGGAAACUGUUCUCCGACGUGACGAUGAACCCGCUCUCAUCGUUCGAGUUACUAUUCUUCGCGGUCUUCGGUCAGACCACCACCGAAAAUACGAGAGUGCAUCGAGCCGAUAACAACAUGCAACCCGCAUGGACGAAUUACUUAUUCAAAAUCGUGUUCGGCAUCUACAUGUUGGUGUCGGUUGUGGUUCUGAUAAAUCUACUCAUUGCUAUGAUGUCAGACACGUACCAAAGGAUUCAGGCUCAAUCUGACAUCGAAUGGAAGUAUGGUCUCUCUAAGCUGAUUCGAAACAUGCAUAGAACCAAUACAGCUCCAUCACCAUUGAACCUCGUCACAACUUGGCUAAUGUGGCUUAUUGCCAGAUGUAAGGAGCGUUUAACCAAAAAGAAGAGGCCCAGUCUGGUUCAUAUGGUCGGUCUGCAACGGCAAGAUCAGAUGAGCGCUCGUUCCAAAGCCGGUGCUAAGUGGCUCUCUAAAGUCAAGCGUGCGCAAGUCGUGCCCAAAGACUCAACACGACUCUCUGUAGUGCACCUCAGUCCGCUUGGCUCUCAAAUGAGCUUCAACAAUACAACGAGGAUCGAGAAUGUAGUAGACUGGGAGAUUAUAGCCAACAAGUAUCGCGCGCUGAUGCGUGAUGAACCUUCAGAGUCCUCCUCUAAAGAGAACGAAUCGGAUUCCGCUGAUGAGGUGUCAGAAGUGAUGCCUAACAACGUGUCAGCAGCACAACCUUGA